AGAUUGCUUAGUGUAUUAUGAGAAAGAUGUAUUUGUUAAAAUUUAAAAUGAAGUCAUAAUGAAAAGAUUUCAGAGUAUAACACCUCGAAGACAAAGAUUGCCGCCUCUCAAUGAUUGUCCUUCAUUUGCCGCGUCAGGUUCUAAUCAAAAUUAAGGUACUCUUUAAGUAGUUGUUUUAUUUAAAUUUUAUAGUUUUGUUUAUUGCUAUAUAUUCAUGAUGUCUAUGAUUUUUUUUCUAGACUAGUAUAUCAUUUCUUUGUUAAUUGUGCCCCUGCGAGUCACAUGUCCUCGUUCCACCACCGACCGUCACAGUGACACUGCCGCCAGCACUGCUCAAUUACCGCCGCCGCACCGCCCAAUUACCUCUACCAGCCACCGCCUCCGGCAGCCACCAACUCCGGCCAACGACUGCAACCACGACACCCAAGCCCCUACCUCACCCAACCCCCUCCCCUGCAUAACCCCAACCCUCUCCCUUGCGUCACCCCAGCCUCUGCCUCACCCAGCCCCCUUUCCACAAGCCCCAGCGGACAGCCCCAUAGACUCUUCUGUAGCAGUCCAGCUCACCUCCAUAGCCGCCCACCGCCCAAAUCUGAAACCACGAAGCGUUGGCCAAGCAGUGACGACCAAGCAGCGGAGGAAGAGGCGGAUCCGGCUAUUUAGGCCCCUCUCCGACUUCAAGGACGGUGGAUCCGACAGAUCCGAGCCGUUGUCCACCGACUUUGGAGGAUCCGAGACCGGCAGCGAGAAGAAAGAUGAAGAAGAGAAACGAAAUUGAUGACGGGCGGCGUCUGCUGAUGGAGGCGGCAAGCUAUGUUAUCUUUGGCGGAGCUCCGGUGGAUGUGUGGAUCUGGAGAGGGAAGAAGACCCGUGAUGCGUAGAUCUGGGCGACUUGGUCUCUUCUCAAGCGAUGGAGAAGACGAAUCUCACGCCUUGUUGAAGAGUUGGGAUGCGGAUGGAGAAAACGGAUCUCACGAGGAGAAGAACGGGACGCGGGCACAAACCCCGACUUUGGAGGUCAAAACAAAGCCAACCAGCGCUGGCACCAGGCAGUCAGUCACCCUUGGGGCAGAACCAGAAACAAAGAAUGAACUCUCUAGCAAAGGAGCCCGAGUCUCCAAUCACUGACCUUGAUGAGCUCAAUGUCAGAUCGAAGCAUUGUGGACUUAGACAAAUCCGCAAGGACCAGCAUCACAAGGAGGCAUUGCCACGUCAUUCGCAGCAACGGAUAAGAUUCCGGAAUGCACACGCAUAACCACACGGGUAUUCUGGUGGCAUUCUGUUAGGAUUUGCUCCAAUCAGCCAGUUGUCCCGUGUGAAAUAAUGGAACAGGAUGCUCUCUAAGGAGCUCUAGCAGAUAUGUGACACCGUCCCCA
Cuscuta europaea is the source of this 1376-nucleotide messenger RNA. The record is from the annotation of a GenBank genome assembly. NCBI's taxonomy places the organism in Eukaryota, Viridiplantae, Streptophyta, Magnoliopsida, Solanales, Convolvulaceae.